Messenger RNA from Marmota flaviventris (yellow-bellied marmot), 1002 nucleotides. RefSeq names its product neuropeptides B and W receptor 2 (gene Npbwr2). Gene Ontology annotation, cellular component: plasma membrane; neuron projection. Gene Ontology annotation, molecular function: neuropeptide binding; neuropeptide receptor activity. Gene Ontology annotation, biological process: neuropeptide signaling pathway. The record is from RefSeq and is a predicted model, not a curated record. NCBI's taxonomy places the organism in Eukaryota, Metazoa, Chordata, Mammalia, Rodentia, Sciuridae.
AUGCAGUCAGCCAGGCACACAGAGGUCAAUGGCAGUGGGAGUUCCUUCUCUGCUGCCACAGUGGGCACCAGCCUCUCCCAGGACAACGGCACCCAGCCCAACACCACUUUCCCCCAGCCGCUAUGGGCACUCUACGUGCUGCUGCCAGCGGUGUACACCGUGAUCUGUGUCGUGGGGAUAGCCGGCAAUGCGGCAGUCAUCCUGGUGAUCCUGAGGGCACCCAAGAUGAAGACCGUGACCCACGUGCUUGUCCUGAACCUGGCCGUCGCAGACGGGCUCUUCGUGCUGGUGCUGCCUGCCAACAUCGCAGAGCACCUGCUGCAGCGCUGGCCGUUCGGGGAGCUGCUCUGCAAGCUCGUGCUGGCCAUCGACCACUGCAACAUCUUCUCCAGCAUCUACUUUCUGGCCCUGAUGAGCGUGGACCGCUACCUGGUGGUCCUGGCCACCGUGCGGUCCCGCCGCGUGCCCCGGCGCACCCCGCGGGUGGCAAAGGUUGCCAGCCUGUGUGUCUGGGUCGCUGUCACUGUCCUGGUUCUGCCCUUCUUCUCCUUUGCUGGCGUAUACAGCAAUGAGCUGCAGGUGCCCAGCUGUGGGCUGAGCUUCCCAAAGCCAGAGCGGGCCUGGUUCCAGGCCAGUCGCAUCUACACCUUGGUGCUGGGCUUCGUGCUGCCUGUGUGCACCAUCUGUGGGCUCUACGUGGACCUGCUGCGCAGGCUGCGGGCCGUGAGACUCCGCUCUGGCACCAAGGCUCUGGGCAAGGCCAAGCGGAAAGUGACUGCCCUGGUCCUCACGGUGCUGGCUGUUUGCCUCCUCUGCUGGACGCCCUUCCACCUGGCCUCCGUGGUGGCCCUGACCACCGACAUGCCCCAGACAUCCGUGGUCAUCGGCAUCUCCUACGCCAUCACCAGCCUCAGCUACGCCAACUCAUGCCUCAAUCCCUUCUUGUACGCCUUCCUGGACCAUGGCUUCCGCAAGAAUUUCCGUACCACAUUCCUGUGCUGA